AUGACCACAGCCUUCAACAGAGCGGGAACACAGCUGAACUUAGUAGAAAUGGAGGACCAGAGAUUAAAAGACGAGAGACCAGCUGAGGAACUGAUGGAAGUCAAAGUGGAUGUACAGUCUGAAGAUCUGAACUCCACCCACAGUGACACAAGGCCGCAGAUUCAGGGCAGGGAUCCCAAAGGAGUUAACACGAUUCUGAAGGUCACGUUUGAAGAUGUGAUCGCCGAGCCUCCCUCGGUGCGGAGCUUUGAUAAAGUGUGGUUGUGGAGUCACGCCCUGUUUGAGGUGUCCAGACUGUGGAUGUACCGGCUCAUCUCUCUCCUCCUGGCGGUGCCGGUCUCUCUGGCAGCAGGGAUCCUCUUCGCUGUGCUAAGCUUCCUUCACAUCUGGUUGAUCAUGCCCUGUGUGCAGCUGCUUCUCAUCAACAUGCACUGGGUUCAGACUGUGUGGGGCAGCGUACUCAACAUUCUCAUCAGCCCAUUAUUCACUAGUAUGGGAAAGUGCUGUGGUCAAAUCACCAUCCAUCUGGCAACAGAUGAAGACAGAUAGAAAAAUGUGCCAAUGAUAAAGCUACAUCAUGAUUAUUAGUCAAUGAUUAUUUAGUAUCAUGGCUCACCUGGCAUGGUAUUUGCUUA
Molecule: messenger RNA, 635 nt
Organism: Notothenia coriiceps (black rockcod)
Lineage: Eukaryota; Metazoa; Chordata; Actinopteri; Perciformes; Nototheniidae
Product: caveolin-2-like
Exons: 3
Coding region: 1-549 (182 amino acids)
Biological process (GO): cell differentiation; regulation of cytosolic calcium ion concentration; caveola assembly
Cellular component (GO): sarcolemma; focal adhesion; caveola
Molecular function (GO): molecular adaptor activity
Source: RefSeq, a predicted model, not a curated record